Molecule: messenger RNA, 1137 nt
Organism: Nannizzia gypsea CBS 118893
Lineage: Eukaryota; Fungi; Ascomycota; Eurotiomycetes; Onygenales; Arthrodermataceae
Exons: 2
Coding region: 1-1137 (378 amino acids)
Biological process (GO): kinetochore assembly; mitotic sister chromatid segregation
Cellular component (GO): nucleus
Source: RefSeq, a predicted model, not a curated record
AUGGUGGCUGAAGAUGUGGCUGAGAGGAUACGUGUCUACCAGGAGUCGUGUCGAGAUGUCGAGAAAGAGCGUGGGAGAGUCGCAUUGACGGCCGCAGACUACGAGGAAUACAACAGACAGAUAGACAAGACGCUGCGCGGUCUACGCGAGCAGGUCCAGCGACAGGAAUUGGCUUUGAGAAAGCUUCGUGCAUCUGUGAAUCCGCUGGAGUUACCGCGCCCUCACCUACAACCCAAUGAACGGUUGGCACAGACUCGCAGGGCGAUACAAGCAUACAAGUCUCUCUUAUCCGGCGGGGAGCUACAGCUUCCGGCUCCGGAUUCACCGCUGAACGGCCUCUUGGCUAUACAAGAAGCUCAACGGUUGGUUCGAGAAUUCAAACAUACCAUUCCUUCAACGGCGGAGCAGCUCGUUCGUGACCGUGAGAGGUUAAAGGCUGAAGAGGCCAACCUACGAGACGCCAAUGCGAUAACUACUGAACUCCAACGAAGAAUACGGGAUAUACGCCAGAAUGGGGGAGCUGAAGAUGAGGCUGGACGGAAGAAGUCGAAACAAGACUUGAAUCGGGCUGCAAAGGAACUGAUCAAGGAACAACGAAGAAAAGGUGUUGAGAUAGAUGAGAAAACUGCCGAGCUUCAAAAUGCAUUGAAGGAGUUUAUUGAGGAACACCUCGCGCCGAUGCUUGCGGCAGAGAAUAUGGGUGGGCCGGUUGUUGGUGAUCAGAUUGAGGUGUCCGAUUCGGCUCUUGAGGCUGGGUAUACUGCAAGAGGCAAAGAGAGAAAAGCUUCCAGGACCAGCGACAAACAGAUUGCUAGUAGUAAGAAGCAGCAACAACGCAUAGAUGAGCUACUCCAUCGUGGCAAGAGAAGAAGUCGCAAUGCACGGCGUGAUGGAGAGGAUGAGGAGGAAAAUGAAGAAGACGUUGCAAAAACCAGUAACCCAAGAGAAGCUGCUGCGGAGGAAAUGAAUUCUCUCCUUGAGUCACUACUAAACAUAGCGGCUACGUCAUCUUACGUCGAGCUAGACGAGGACUCUGCCGCGUCGAGGUUUUUAGUCAAGGCCAAGAUUGCACAAUUUCACCCGCGAGAUUCACAGAAGCUUCGAUUGAUCGAUGUUGCAAGAGAGUUAGCAGACUAA